AUGACUGCCGCUACCAGAGACUGGCGGGACACAGACAUACUAAACUGCAUGGAAGCUAUUUCACUCACUUGUUGCGCGCCCAGCUCUGAUCAGCAUCCUUCAAUACCAACACAUAUCAGCAUCACUAAUUCUCUGUACUCUUGUCCACUUUUUUCGUUCAUUCCUUUUGCUCCAAGUACGUUCAUUCAUUCGUUCUUGCCUUUUUUCUUUUCCCUUCCUCAAUCCGUUUAUUUAUUUCCUUUAUUUAUACGGCAACACAAAAGACAAGCAAAGAGCCACAACGAUCCUAAAGUGCUAUCUUCCUUUCUUCCUCAUUUUCAUUUGCCGUCUUUUUUCUUUAUAUACUCAUUGAUUAUUCCUCUUUCACUAAGGAUUUAUCGAUUUGUUUAUUUUUAUCAUAUCUUAAUUUCACACUUCGUUUUGUUCCAUUUACAUUUUUCUUUUUUUUUGACACUUUUCUUUAUUCAUUCAUUUUUUUUCUUAUUUCUUUCAUAUUUUACUCAAUGCAUUGAUUAUUUAUCUCUCUCCCUUUCUCUCUCUCUAUUUCUUCCUUUUAAUUUUCCCCAUGUCUCUCUCUCUCUAUUUCUUCCUUUUAAUUUUUCCUCUCUCUCUCUCUAUUUAUUCCUUUUAAUUCCCCCCCCCUCUCUCUCUCUCUCACUAUUUCUUCCUUUUAAUUUUUCCCGUGUCCGGAAAUGCAUUCAUUUUUAUUUAUUUAUUUUGAAUAAUUUGAAUUUCUUAAUCAUGUCUUUCACUCGUUCGUACUUAAUAUUUUUAUACUUCUCUUCAUUCUUCUAUUCACUCGAAUUCUCUUCUGCUUACAGUCAUUUUUUUCAUUCAUUCCUACGAAUAAGUUCAUUCAUUCGUUCCUUCCCCUUUUCUCUUUCUUCUUUUCUUCUUUUAUUUAUUUCCUUUCUUAACACAGCAACACAAAAGACUAACAAAGAACAACAACGAUCCUAA
Molecule: messenger RNA, 960 nt
Organism: Acanthosepion pharaonis
Lineage: Eukaryota; Metazoa; Mollusca; Cephalopoda; Sepiida; Sepiidae
Source: the annotation of a GenBank genome assembly